Molecule: messenger RNA, 4852 nt
Organism: Solea senegalensis (Senegalese sole)
Lineage: Eukaryota; Metazoa; Chordata; Actinopteri; Pleuronectiformes; Soleidae
Gene: rin3
Product: Ras and Rab interactor 3
Exons: 14
Coding region: 261-3641 (1126 amino acids)
Biological process (GO): vesicle-mediated transport
Cellular component (GO): endocytic vesicle; cytosol
Molecular function (GO): guanyl-nucleotide exchange factor activity; small GTPase binding
Source: RefSeq, a predicted model, not a curated record
GACAUGAUGUCAUAGACAAGAGAGUAGGGGGAAGUCUGAGCAGAGUGCUCUGUGCCUUCCUGCACACCCAGCUCAGGAAGUUGAGGCAGAAACAGAGGGAGGGCUGACACAGAGAAACACAUUUUCCCUUUGCGUCUGACUUUUUCCUUAUUCAGUCCUGCUCCGACCAACGGUACAGAGAAGGAAGGGGGAGCAGAGAGAAGGCGGGGUUUCUGAUGGAGCGCAGAGAAUUGACGGUUGAACACUGAAUCUGUGGAAAUAUGAUGGAAGCCAGCGUUAUUUCCCAGGACACUGGCCCUCUGACAGAAGCACUCGAUACUCCAUCCAUCCCAUCAUCCCCUGCACUCCUUCAACCUUCCCUGACGCCCAAACUUCCAGCCAACCCAGGUCGACCUAAACCACAGCUCCCCUCUCGACCUCCACUACCUCCCUCCACUCCUCCGUCCCUCCCUCCUCCUCUUCCACCAGUUUCUAAACCUCCUCUCAUCUCCAGCCACUCUGUCCCAUGUCUUCCUCCUCCUCUUUCCCCAACUCCAGUAUCUCCUCCCCGGCUGUCUAUGCAGCUAGUUGUCUCCUCCGAUUUAACUCCAUCCUCUAAUCCGAGUCCACUCCAUCCUCAGCUUUUAGCUCCCACAGUCUCACCCUGCAUCUCACCACCACCACCACUACCACCUACCCCCCCUGUCAUCCCAUCAGUCUCUUCAACUCCUCCACUGCUGAGUCCUAUAAAUCGCCUGGUUGGGAGCACCACAGCAUGGCAUCUUAAAGGAAUCAGCCAAGACCAGAUUACCAGUGUCCUGGAGAAGGAGACAGCUGGGGCCUUCCUGGUUCAUAGCACAGAAGAGGAGGUCAUGACGCUGUCAUUACGCCUGCCCGAUGAACAGGGGCCACCGCUCAUACACAGUCUGAUGAUCAAACAACACAACACAUUUGUCCACCUGGAUGCUUCCUCUCUGGUUUUUGAUGACAUCUUCAAACUUAUUUCCUUUUACUGUGCCAGCAGGGACAUCCUGACCGUCCAGCUGAGGUUACCCAGGGCCAUUACCACGGCAACUACGAAAGAGGAACUGGAGGUCAUCUCUGCUAUGGGUGCAGAUUUCUGGACGUCUGAUUUGAAUCAGAAGGACCAGGACGUGGUUUUGGAUCAAAACAGUUGGUAUUUGUAUGUCAACCCGGUCACUAUAGAAGAGAGCCCAAACAAAGGCCUGAAGUCCCCCUAUUUCUCUAACCUGGAUACAAUCACAGAUCAAAACACCACCUCCUGCUCCCUGCAGAAUGGAGAAGCAGCACUGAAGGAAAACCCAGAGGACAAAAUUCAGAAUAAGACCAUAAUAAACCAGGAGAUUAAAUACAAACGCCCCCCACCCCGACCACCGAGCCUAAGCUUUGGGUCUGGGAUGGGCCUCCUCUUCUCCUCUCCUCCUCUUCAAACUUCUUCUUCUGUACCUCUAGCUGCCAUGAGAAAAGAGGAAGGAAGGGCAGGAGGAGGGGACAGAGAAGAGAGGAAGUCAAUGUCACCAUCACCUACUCCAUUGAGGCCUCCUGUUCCCCUGCAGAGCCGAGCCGCUCCCCCUCUUCCUCCUGCUCCUGUCCGUCGCACCUCAGCCAGGAAGCGCACUGAGCAAGAGGUAGGAGAAGGGACGGAGAGAGAAAGGGGACAAAAUCCUGCAGGGAAAACAGAGAAAAGGGGGGGAGGAGGAGACAGGGAAGAGGAGAAAUUAGGAAGUAAACCAGGUCUGCCGAGUGAGGACGCACAACAAGAGAACAGUGGCAAAAUGCAAGAGGAGGUUAAACAGGACAAAGAAAAGAAAGAGAAGGAGGACGACAAAGAGGAAAAAGAGCUGAAAAUGAAUAAAGAAGGGGACAAGCAAAAAUAUGGUUCCCAGUGUCCGUCAUUGGUGAAGAAACCGUCUCGUCCAGUCCCUCCGCCGAGGAGAAAACCAUGUUCACCUGAUGCACCUGUGUGCCUCAGCCAGGCUGCGGGAGGAGGAUCAGCAAAUCAGAGUGCUGGGAUGAAAGUGGCCCCUCCAUCACCAGCGAGGAGGCCUGAUGUUUCACUUUACUCACCACAAGGAAGUGCUGUGAUGGCAACCGACCCAGACUCCUGCUCGACCAGUAGUGCAGAAGAAGAUGGAGAGCUGAACCAGGAACAUGAAGAAAACCAAAGUCGUCCAGCAGAGAGCCGCAGUCCCAAAGCAGUAGUGAAGAGAACCCCGACCACCAUCAUGUUGGACAAAGCCCGCUAUCGCCUGUCCACCGUCAUCACCGGCCUCAUCAGCCACGAACGACGCCUCACACAGCGCAUCGUAGAACUGGCCAGGGAUCCUCUGAGCUACUUCGGUAACCUGGUAAAAGAGCACCGCUCUUUCACUUUGGAGACCAUGUCAAACCACUCCUCCACCACUGAGCUGCUACAGGAGAUCAGACAGAUGAUGACACAGCUGAAGAGUUAUCUUCUGCAGAGCACUGAGCUGCAAGCCAUGUUGGAGCCACAGCAUCAGUAUGCACAAGACAAACUAGAGAGUAUAGUAGAAGCUGCACUGUGUAAGAGUGUGUUGAAGCCAAUAAGGGAGCCAAUUUACCAGUGUCUGGAGAAACUGCACACAAGUGACACCAGCCUGAAUCAACUGACACAGAACCAGUUGUGUCAGUCUGUUGUCCUAGGAAGCACCACCACAGCACUAGGAAUAACCACCGCGGUUCCAGAGGCCUCUGCUAUGGAGAAGAUCAGCAUCAAACUGAACAAACUUCAUUUGGAAUAUUCUCCUCAAAAAAAGAUUGACCUUCUGCUGAAGACCUGCAAGAUCAUCUAUGACUGCAUGUCUGUCAGCAGUCCAGGGCGGUCCCACGGUGCUGAUGACUUCCUGCCUGUUAUGAUGUACGUUCUGGCCAGAUCCAAUCUGUCUGCACUGCAGCUGGAUGUUGAAUACAUGAUGGAGUUGAUGGACCCAUCACUAACAAUAGGAGAAGGUUCCUACUAUCUCACCACCACCUAUGGGGCUCUGGAACACAUUAAGACUUUUGACCAGCAGAGGUCAGCAACACGACAGCUCAGCAGAGAGGUUCAGGAUUCCAUCCACCGCUGGGAGAGGAGACGCACACUCAUUCAGGAGAGGACAGCCCAGGGAUCUGUGCGGGACUUUCUGACAGUGUGUUGUCCUGAGAUUGGAACCAACCCAAAAACUCUGGGUGUCCUCCCCACCACAACAGUGGAACAGCUGGCUGAGCAGUGUGCAGCUCGCUUUGAACAAGACUGCUACACACUCAGUGUGUAUAUAGACGGUGUGAAGAAGCCGCUGGUCUCCACAGAUCUCGCCCUCAGCGUUAAGAACGGCUGUCAACCUGGAGCUUACUGCUUUGUCUAUCACCCUAUCAACCAACCCAGCAGACAGCCCAGCCGCAGUUGCCCUCCUGACCCACCCCCUGCUUCGCCUCCUGCUUUGCGCCCUGCUCCACCCCCUGUUCCACCCCCUGCUUCGCCCACUGUUCCGCCGCCUGCUCCGCCGCCUGCUCCGCCGCCUGCUCUACCACCUGCUCCACCGCCUGCUCCACCGCCUGCUCCACCUGCAGAAAGCAUCUUCGCAGCUGAGGAAGCCUCAGUGGAGCCAGAGACAGAGGAAGAGAGUCUGAUUAGCUUGUAAAUGCUCUAGCUGUAUCACUACAGCAACCAUUGUAAAUUCAAAAGGUGGCAAAAAACGUUAGGCCACUGUCACCUCACUGAAAAUAACAAGAUAUUAAUUAAACCAAAACAAAUCAGAUUGAGUUAUUACAUCAGGAAAAAAACUCAUCAAAAAUAACCAUUCUAUAUCAACCAGGGCCAGACUGACUAAUUUCCCUAUAUAAACAUAUAGAGUUUUCUCAAAUGGCAACUUUUUUUUACUUAUUUGUUAAGUUGACAGCAGAAAUUCAAUUUUGUUCAUCUCACAAUUGAUGCAACAUGUCUACAUGUAUUAUGUUACGGUGAUAUUGUGAACCAAAAAUUCACUAGGAUUGUUUUAAAUAUGACUCCUGACUGGACACAGUCAGGACAACAGAAUGAGUAAUGCACACUCUGUUACAGCUACAACAUUCCGUCACCCCUAAUAUAAAGUGGAUGUUUAUUAUAGUUACGUACUUCAGGGAAAACUAGAAAAUGUGCAUUUCUGCUGGCAGAAAAUGCUGUGUGAACGCUGCGAUCAAAGGCAGAUGAGAUUCCCUAGCCUGGUUGCCAUGGUAACUUACAUGGAGAACAAAAUCAGCGGGGGGAACAUGGCAGAAAAAGCUAUGUAAAAGCAUAGACACUGAUACCUGAAUGGUUCAUAUUGGCUGAGAGAUGACGGAGUUAGCAGUUGAAUAAGGGUUAACCUAGAAAAUAAAGACUGGAAAACAACGGUGUGGAUGCCGAUUCAGCAUUCUUAUAUUUUGUGAAGUGUCUGUAAAUUUCUGCAGAAAGGAUAAUCAAGACUGCAUGACAUCGCACAUAAAAAACGUAUUGUAAUAACAGAUAAAUAAGUUCGUACUCAAAAAGCACCAGUGUAUAGUAGACAUAAUGGCGGAUCCACCCUAUGCAGUUAAACAUUGUUAUGCUCAUUUUGUGGAAACUGGAUUAUUUGUUUCAGAUAAUAUAUAUAUUUAUAUUCAAAACUUCAGCAGAGACAGGACAAUUAAAAAAAAAUGCAGGUAAGACAAGUUUACCUCUCAACUUUGAAAUCACUACUCAAAACUCACUUAUUUGUAACUGCUUUUCAUGUGAGAAUAAUGCUGUUUUUAUAUAUGGUGUCUUUUUUUUAUUAUUUUGUAAUGUGAUAUUUUAAUGUGUAAAGUGUGAUAUCCUGAAAAGCACUCUACAAUUAAAAUGUAUUUUUUAACCUGA